UUUCGAACUAGCGGUUAAUGCGCGGAUUUCAAACUCGACAUUUGAUGGCGAACCGUAAAAGGAACAGGCCAGAGGAUUGGGAGGAUUUGGAACCAUCUCCAGUUAUUCAUAUACGGGAGUUGCCAGAACAUACUCUCGAGCUGGACUUGAUUAGAGUUUUUGAACAGUUUGGCUCUAUUAGGGAUAUUGCAAUGAUUCCACAUAAAGGUCAAGCACUAAUUGAAUUUGAUGACAUCAACUCAGCAGAAAGAGCUGUUGCAAGAUGUUCAGAGAAUGCCGUGAUGUUUGCUAACCACCGAUUGAAAGUUAACUAUAGUACAUCCAAACGUGUGGUCCACCGACCUCUAGAAAAUGAUAACCAGCACUCCGAAUUGCCUCCCGAAAGCCGUGUACUUAUGUUAACGGUUUACAAUGCUCAAUAUCCUAUCACAGUCGAUGUCAUCCAUCAAAUUACAGCCAAACAUGGACGCGUUUUACGCAUUGUCAUUCUCCGUAAAACGCGAAUACAGGCUAUGGUGGAGUUUAAAAAUACAGAAGAGGCCCGGACUGCUAAGCGGCAUCUUAAUGGAGCCGACAUAUAUUCUGGCUGUUGUACACUGAAAGUCGAGUUCGCUCGUCCUACACGCUUGACUGUUACUCGUAAUGAUCAAGAUUCAUGGGAUUUUGAAAAUCCAUUAUUACUGUCUACCUCACUUAAUGAAGCUGAUGGGCGUGGAGAUAUUUCUCUAUUAGGACGUUUUGAACGUUCACGUGCUCGACACGAAAGCUCAAGGUCUGUUAAUGGUGGCAACUUUGGCUAUCAUGAUGGUUUCAUAAAGCAAAAUGCUGUCGGGCUUAGUGUCCCACCUGCUUCGUUCUUGGACCAGUUGGCUUUAAAUUACCAUGUAUCGAGGCGUGGUCUCGAUGGAUUGAAUGGUCAACCUUAUGCUAGGGCUGCAACUGCUGUCAUAAUGGUAUAUAACAUGGAUAUGGAUCAUAUGAACUGCGAUCGCUUGUUCAACCUUCUUUGUCUCUAUGGUAAUGUUGUUCGUAUUAAGUUUUUGAGGACUAAAGAAGGAUCAGCUAUGGCGCAAAUGGGCGAUAACGUUAGUGUUGAUCGUGUCAUUACUAACCUGUCAGAAGUCCCAUUGAUGGGAAAUGCAUUGUCGAUUCGUCCAAGCAAACAACAACUUAUCCUGGACGUACCGAAACCUUUUGAAUUACCAGAUGGUACCCCAUCUUUCAAAGACUAUUCAGGGUGUCGUGAAAAUAGAUAUAUAAAUCCAGACAAGGCGAGUAAGAAUAGGAUCUAUCCACCAUCACAUACUCUGCAUUACUGGAAUUGUCCUCCGAGUUAUACCCCAGAGGAACUACGCAAGUUGAUUGUUGAAUGUGGUGCUUCACCACCCCGCCAAAUUGCACCUUUCCCAAGGAUUAGUGAUAGAUCCUCUUCAGGCCUUGUAGAAUGGGGAACAAAAGAUGAAGCCGUUACUGCCCUUGCUUUGUGCAACCACCAAGCUAUUCCAAACACCGAAGGUCGUUAUCCAUUUCUUCUUAAACUGUCAUUUUCAAGCUCUCCUGUCAAUGACCGGGCAUUUUCAGGUUCAAAGAAGAUUGGCUCAUCAAAUAUUGGAAAGUCAGCAGCAUCCGUAGACUCUAGCGAGUAUGAAUAGUUAAUGGAUAGCAUAUAUGUGUAUACAAAUGUGAUACUAUCUCUGCUGAAGUGGGAAUGUGCAGAAGUAUAUGUAAUUUCAGUAUCACUUCCGUAGGUGUUUAGUUUACUGCUUUACUAUUUACAUUUUAAAAUUUUGCCUUCUAUAUUAGGUCACUUUGAUUACCUCAAGUCACUAUUAACAUGUGCGUUUUUUCCUAACACCUAAGCCAACUUUUAGCUAAUCGAAAUCAUUAGGGAUUUUGUUUAUUGCGUAAAAAAUUACCAUAUAUUCUGGAGUUUUUCACCUUGUUUGAUUUUAAUCAUUUUAGACAGUUUCCUUCCGUCUUUAUUUAUUAGUUUCUUGGUGAAUGAAUAAAAAAGAUAUCUUCUGUUUAUGUAAUGAAAGUUUUUCUAGCAUUCAAAUGAUACAUUUUGUCUUAAUAACUUCUUGAAAUUUGUUAGUUUUUUCUGAUUUUAUCUUCAUUGUAUUCAGUUUACAGAGCACGUAGAACUAAAAACACUUCACUUAUUUGUUCUUUAGCAUGACAGAUAUGUGCAUAAUAUAUUUUCAGUAAUUGUAUAUAAUUACAUAAUUUCAUGUACAUGUGAUGAAAAUCAUCCUGUAGUGAUCAAUACAACUGUAUUUCAUUGUCUUUAUGGACACAUAAACC
Schistosoma guineensis is the source of this 2304-nucleotide messenger RNA. The record is from the annotation of a GenBank genome assembly. NCBI's taxonomy places the organism in Eukaryota, Metazoa, Platyhelminthes, Trematoda, Strigeidida, Schistosomatidae.